CAAAUAACUAAUGGAAGUGGAACUGUGUUAUUUUUCUGUGUAUAACGAAACGCGUUCCUAAAGUAGCUUGGUCCAGAAAUUGUAUUUUAACUGUUUUUUAUUAAAUUGGUGUGGUAAAUAACGUGUGUUUUUGAAGAAUCUAAAAUGAUGGAUUGUGGUGAGAUGAGAACACCGGAAGAAGUAAGAAAAAUCAUAAAGACUGCAAAAUUGCACGAGUCUGAGCUGACCGAAGUUACCCAAGUCCUCAGGUUUCCUGAGCCAACACAACAGAAUCACAACUUGAAGUUAAUGCUACUAGAUGACACGCUGCUUAAGGAAAUAGAAGCUGGAAAAGAACUGGUGUUUAAAGGAGAUCCAGACGAAAAUGUCGUACUGUGUACAAAUAACAAAACUUACGACGUCAAAGAAGCGGAGACCUCUAACAGCUUACUCCUAGUUCCAGAACUUCUGUUCGCAGCAUCCACAGGUUUAGAUGAAACCAUACAGAAUGACUCUAUGGAAUCAGACUCCUCUUUCGACAAAUCCAACGCAAGCCUUAACAAAUCUACCGAAUCCGACGAAGGGUCGAAACCGCCGAGGAAAAUCGAACAUAAAGAUAUUAUAAACACAUUUUUUACCUACUACGAGUUAAAACCGUGCAAACCGAGGUUGUCAAAGUUAAGAAAGUUGUUAGAACCGACCAGAUAUCAGGGUUUAGAGUUAGAAUACGCUACAGAUAAAACCAAAUUGCUAAAUUAUGAUGCUCUCUGUGAUCAAAUACAAGCAUCUAAAGCAGAAUUAAAUGAUGAAUUAGAAAAGAUUCAGGCGAUAGAAAUCGAUGGUUUUUAUCGAUUAUUGGAAUUCGAUUACGAAUUUCGAGUGCUUUCCUACAUGUUAGAUUUGAUCGAUGAGAAUUCGUGGGUUUUUGAUCGAAUAUCUAAGGAAGUCACUAUGGACAGUUUAAAAGAAUUGGUACCUAACUCAAUUUUGGAGGCAAUGUUUAGGUUUUAUACGACAACGUCGGUUAUAGAAGAUGGGAUUCAGUAUUAUCAGUAUAAGCAAGACAAAGUAUGUAGGUUUUUGGCUCGAGUGCUGCUGAAAAGUGCUGGGAAGUUCAAUCUGGUCGAAUUUUUGGAAGCUUGGAGGGAUUCAGUUCCUGAGGGAAUGGUUACAGACGAAUCAAUGCUAUCAGGAAUAGCGUUAGUAGAUAAAACGAGCACUCCUCAAGUAGUGUGGGGGUUCUCUGAAGGCGAUUUACCUGAAGAAAUCCACGAGCGAUUUAAAAUACUGUUUCAAACUAAGGCAAAGUGGACUGUUGAUCAGAUAUCGCCGUAUAUUGAAUGCUACGCGACAGAAAAACUAAACGUAAACGCCAUAUUAACGAAAUACGCGCGAGCUUCAACACAAGAUGGCGUCAGGGUAUUUUCAGCUAAGCAUAUGAAAUAGUUUGCAAGUUCUAUUUAUCUUUAAACAUAUGGGUGCCAAAUGAAUAAAAUUCAUACUUAUACUCAUUGAA
Helicoverpa zea (corn earworm) is the source of this 1495-nucleotide messenger RNA. Its product is annotated as sister chromatid cohesion protein DCC1. NCBI's taxonomy places the organism in Eukaryota, Metazoa, Arthropoda, Insecta, Lepidoptera, Noctuidae. Gene Ontology annotation, cellular component: Ctf18 RFC-like complex; chromatin; nucleus. Gene Ontology annotation, biological process: maintenance of mitotic sister chromatid cohesion; mitotic sister chromatid cohesion. The record is from RefSeq and is a predicted model, not a curated record. The transcript is spliced from 5 exons. Bases 145 to 1425 code for a protein of 426 amino acids.